Tremella mesenterica DSM 1558 is the source of this 640-nucleotide messenger RNA. RefSeq lists its product as uncharacterized. The transcript has a single exon. The record is from RefSeq and is a predicted model, not a curated record. Bases 61 to 513 code for a protein of 150 amino acids. Lineage: Eukaryota; Fungi; Basidiomycota; Tremellomycetes; Tremellales; Tremellaceae.
CCCAAGCCUCCAAUCUCGAAUUCUUCCUCUCAUAUUCCUCCUCCUACUAAACUUUCCCACAUGCCUUUAUCCAUGCAAUCCCCUCCAAACGUCCUCGUUCAAAGUCAAAACAAUAUAAUGACUCAAAUCACUUCUCCGACCCUUAUGCAACCUCCUAAACUCACCACUACGUCCCCGUUCGGUCAAGCAUCAUCCAGAGGUAAUCUGUUUGAAUCAAACUUUCAUCUCACCCCUUCUUCCAUCCCUGUCCCGACUCACAAAUCUUCCACUCAUUCGCUCAAAGCGCGAAAUACGCCGAGUAAAUCUUUAGGAAACGCGGGACGUACGCCCAUGAAGACUCGUUCGGCAAUACGACACAAGACGUCAGGAUUGAGCGCUGUGAAGAGUAGGGGAGAUCCGAAGGAUGAGAUGGAGGUAAGGGCUAGGAGGUUGGAGAUUCGGGCAAGACAAGAGAGGGUAGCAGAGGAGAGGGAAUUGAGGGCAAUGUUGGGUGAAGAUGUUGAUAUGAAUUAAGGUUAUGGAACACAAGUCUCUCCUUGUGCUAUGUACAUCAUUUGGGAUUGUUAGGGAAUGGUGAAGGGAGGUUUCAUAUAGGUGAGCAGUAUUGCGUAUGACUUCAAUGCAUACAUACACGUCAUCA